AUGGGAAAAGCGACCAAAAGAUCUCCUGUCCUUACUGUCUACAUAUUCCUAUACAAUGUUACACUGUUUGUCAUUCACCUGAAGAUAUUUCUGGACUUGGUCAAUGCUGUAACAUCAGGAAAUUUUGUGUACAAUGAUCACUUUCCUCUUUUCUGUAUUGGAACAGCUGCACAACUCUUGGAUGUUAUUCAUGGAAUUCUUGGCAUAACCACAACUGGAAUUGUUGCUGGUCUUAUACAGGUAUUUGGACGACUCCUUAUGCUGUUCGUGAUCGAAGGCAAUCCAUCAAUCCACAACCAGUUUUCCACACCUAUUCUUUUGCUGGCAUGGGUGUUAAUUGAACUGUUUCGAUAUCCUUAUUACGCACUACGAGCAUGGGACACGGAAGUAUACGCGCUCACGUGGUUGAGGUACACGGCGUGGGUUCCACUCUACCCGCUUGGACUCACAAUGGAAUGGUUCAGUCUGCUGACAUCAAUAGGACACUACUAUGAAUCUGGCAAGUAUUCUCUUCAAGUACCGUACCUCGAUGUGACGCUGAAUUUCGGAAUAGUCGUGGCAGUCCUAACAUUUGCUGUAAUGCCAUUCGUCAGUAAAACACUCUUGGGACAUAUGACAAGACAAAGGAGAAAUAAAAUGAGUGCAAAGAAAAUGGAUUAA
Cooperia oncophora is the source of this 660-nucleotide messenger RNA. NCBI's taxonomy places the organism in Eukaryota, Metazoa, Nematoda, Chromadorea, Rhabditida, Trichostrongylidae. The record is from the annotation of a GenBank genome assembly.